Molecule: messenger RNA, 568 nt
Organism: Dioscorea cayenensis subsp. rotundata (Guinea yam)
Lineage: Eukaryota; Viridiplantae; Streptophyta; Magnoliopsida; Dioscoreales; Dioscoreaceae
Product: protein PROTON GRADIENT REGULATION 5, chloroplastic-like
Exons: 2
Coding region: 47-400 (117 amino acids)
Biological process (GO): photosynthetic electron transport in photosystem I; response to high light intensity
Cellular component (GO): chloroplast
Molecular function (GO): electron transfer activity
Source: RefSeq, a predicted model, not a curated record
CAACAAAGCAAUCCACUUCUUCUUCUUCAACUUGGAAACAGAGUCCAUGUUCUUCAUGGCCAUGGCCAUGUCCACAGCUCUCCCUUCCACUACCUUCUUAGCAGGAGAUGACAGAGCUCUUCUUAUCAAGCCUAUCAAUCCAUGCAUACGUGUGGCCAAGCCUUUAAGGCCAUGCACCAUAAUGGGAAGCUCCAAACAGGGUGUCUUUUCUCCAUUGGUGAUCCUUGCCCGCAAUGUUCUCGGCCGGAAAAGGUUCAACCUGCUCAGAGGCAAGGCCAUUGCUCUCCAUUCACAGGUGAUCACUGAGUUUUGCAAGUCUAUAGGAGCUGAUAACAAGCAGAGGCAAGGCCUUAUCAGGUUAGCCAAGAAGAAUGGAGAGAGGCUUGGUUUCUUAGCAUGAAUGAAUUGAAUGUGUGUAACUAUUAUAUGAAUUCUAUCUUUUGAGAUCUUAGAUUUUGUUAAAAAAUUUGAGCACAACUCAGAUUAAAUUAUAGUACUGCCAUUUAAUUAUAUUGAAACAGAAGUAGUACAUGGAUAUACUUAAUAGGGAAUGAUUGUAUUGUCUUAA